This is a messenger RNA of Gryllus bimaculatus (two-spotted cricket), 845 nucleotides long. The record is from the annotation of a GenBank genome assembly. Lineage: Eukaryota; Metazoa; Arthropoda; Insecta; Orthoptera; Gryllidae.
GGCCGGUCGUCCCGCGAAAACGCAACGAACACUGCGGCGGGCGGCUGCUCAAUCCUCAACCGACCCACACUUUGUAUUUGGAGCAGUGCGGAGCGGUUCGGUGGCGGUUCGUGUCUGUGUGGUGUGGUGUCCUACACUUGCCGGUCGAGUGUUAGCGAGUUUUUUUGUUUCUGUGUUGUCGUUUUGACUUCGGUGAGCCAUGUCAGGAAGGGGAAAAGGAGGCAAGGCUAAGGGAAAGGCAAAGUCUCGAUCAAAUAGAGCAGGUCUACAGUUUCCUGUAGGACGAAUCCAUAGGUUACUUCGUAAAGGAAAUUAUGCCGAGAGAGUAGGAGCAGGUGCACCUGUUUAUCUAGCUGCAGUAAUGGAGUACUUAGCGGCCGAAGUAUUGGAAUUGGCUGGUAAUGCCGCUCGUGAUAAUAAAAAAACCAGGAUUAUUCCGAGGCACCUUCAGUUGGCUAUUCGCAAUGACGAGGAAUUGAAUAAAUUGCUUUCUGGAGUUACAAUUGCUCAGGGUGGAGUUCUGCCUAAUAUUCAGGCUGUACUUUUGCCUAAGAAGACUGGACAAUCAUCAGGACCAAGCAAGGGAAAAUCGAAUGCAUUGUCACAAGAAUAUUAAGUUUACACAUGCUCUGCUGUUAUGUAUUUAUUAAAUGCCAUGUCACCACAAUCAUGUUGCAGAACAUUGAAGAUGUGUUCAAUAUGGAACUUAAAAUGCCUCAAGUUACUUUCAGUUGUUUUUUUUGUAUAAUCAUUGUUCGUUUCUUCAUUCUUUUAUAAUAAAAUUUUUAAAAUAAAAAGUUGAAUAUUAUUUCCCCAAGUGAAUUGCAUUCCAGACAUAAUCCAAU